AUGUGGGCUGCGGCGGGGGAGGGCGUCAUCCUUGCGGUGUGUGUUUGUGUCUGGGCGGGCAAACCCGCCGGGGAUGCUGCCGCGCGUGCCAUGGCUUGCGUGCGUGCGUGCCCGCGUUCUCCGUCGUGUGUGUGGGCGCGUGUGCACGGUCACAGUGCUGCCAAUGGUGCGUUCCGCUGCUGCAGCGUAAAAGAACCAUCUUCGCCUCUUCCGCUGUUGUUGCUGAUGACGUCGCUGGGCCCAUUUGGCUCGUUUCGCCUCCUCCCACUCAAUCGCCUUGUUGGCCCCCCACUGCAUCGGUCUGCCGGUGCGCGUGUGCGCGCUGCCCCACCCCUCUCACGGCUGCGUCUCCUCGCGCGUGUCCUGCGCACGGGAUUGACUGCCGUUGCCCCGGCGCCGUCGUGUCUCUUUCUUUCUUUACUUCUUUCCUCUCUCCGCCGCGUAGCCUUGUAG
Messenger RNA from Trypanosoma conorhini, 453 nucleotides. RefSeq lists its product as uncharacterized. NCBI's taxonomy places the organism in Eukaryota, Euglenozoa, Kinetoplastea, Trypanosomatida, Trypanosomatidae. The transcript has a single exon. The coding region runs from base 1 to 453 and encodes 150 amino acids. The record is from RefSeq and is a predicted model, not a curated record.